AUGUUCUUUCAUCGUGUAGUAGGUGCUGUUGCUCUGCUCAGCGCUGUAUCUGCAUCUUCGUCUUUUGGCCAUCGGCACAAACAUCCAUCACUUCCUCGAUCCAACCUUUAUCCAAGAGCCGCUUGCUCUGGAAACACUGCAGACACUCGCUCAGAAUGGUGUGAUUAUCCGGUCGAUACGGAUUAUGCGACCGAGGUUCCUGACACUGGCGUGACUCGAGAAUACUGGCUCGAGCUCACGGACGUUACAGUCUCGCCCGACGGCGUUUCCCGUUCGGCAAUGGCUGUCAACGGCACUAUUCCCGGACCUACACUCUUUGCCGACUGGGGCGAUACUGUCACCGUUCACGUGAUCAACUCUUUGACUACGUCCAACAAUGGGACUAGUAUGCACUUCCACGGUAUUCGACAAAACUAUACAAACGAUCAGGACGGUGUGAGCUCCAUCACUCAAUGUCCUACUGCACCAGGCGACACAAUCACAUACACAUGGCGAGCGACACAGUAUGGUAGCACAUGGUAUCAUUCACAUUGGGCACUCCAAGCUUGGCAGGGUAUCUUUGGAGGAAUUGUUAUCAAUGGACCGGCGACGUCAAACUACGAUGAAGAUUUGGGCAUGCUGUUCUUGAACGAUUGGGACCACCAGACUGUGGAUGAGCUUUACAUCUCAGCUGAAUCAAGUGGACCGCCGACUCUGGACAACGGUUUGAUCAACGGCACAAACACAUACGAUGAUGGCGGUUCCAGGUUCUCAACGGCUUUCACGUCGGGCACAUCAUACCGUAUCAGGCUUGUCAACGCGGCUGUGGAUACGCACUUCCGAUUCAUGAUCGACAACCACACUAUGACUGUCAUUGCAGCAGAUCUGGUGCCUAUCGUGCCGUACGAGACUACUGUUCUGACCAUGGGCAUGGGCCAACGCUACGAUAUCAUUGUCACCGCAGACCAAGCUUCCGUUGCCGACAACUUCUGGCUCCGAGCCAUUCCCCAAUCUGCAUGCUCUGACAACGAUAACAUCUACGGCAUCAAGGGCAUCGUGUACUACGGCGACGCAGCCUCUGAUCCCACUACAUCGGCAUAUGACUACGACGAUGACUGUGACGACGAGACCUCCAACCUCGUACCCUACAUCUCCAAAACCGUGGGUACACAGUCCCUCACCGAGGAGGAAGGCGUCACCGUCGGUUUCAACACGGACAUGCUUUUCCGCUGGUACAUGAACAGCACGACCAUGGUAGUUGACUGGGAGGACCCCACGCUGUCGAAGAUCCUCGCCGGCAACACAACCUACGCAACAUCCAACGCCGUCAUCGAGCUCCCCACCGCAAACCAGUGGUUCUACCUCGUCAUCGCGACCACGCUCAGCAUCCCCCACCCUAUCCAUCUCCACGGCCACGACUUCUUCAUCCUCGCUCAAGCUUCUGGUACCUACUCCGACUCCGUUACGCUCAAUCUCGACAACCCCCCGAGGAGAGAUACCGCGAUGCUGCCCGCCUCGGGCUACCUUGUCAUCGCGUUCGAGACGGAUAACCCCGGCGCGUGGCUGAUGCAUUGCCACAUCGGAUGGCACACGAGCGAGGGCUUCGCGAUCCAGUUUGUCGAGCGCGCGGAUGAGAUCGAGGCGAUUACUAACGCGGAUCGUUUGUCCAACACGUGCUCGAACUGGAGCACGUUCCAGACGGCGAACUCGAUCGAGCAGGAGGACUCUGGUGUAUAG
Dothidotthia symphoricarpi CBS 119687 is the source of this 1716-nucleotide messenger RNA. RefSeq names its product multicopper oxidase. Lineage: Eukaryota; Fungi; Ascomycota; Dothideomycetes; Pleosporales; Dothidotthiaceae. Gene Ontology annotation, molecular function: copper ion binding; oxidoreductase activity. The record is from RefSeq and is a predicted model, not a curated record. The coding region runs from base 1 to 1716 and encodes 571 amino acids. The transcript is spliced from 5 exons.